This is a messenger RNA of Tribolium madens (black flour beetle), 1798 nucleotides long. Its product is annotated as UDP-glycosyltransferase UGT5-like. Gene Ontology annotation, molecular function: UDP-glycosyltransferase activity. Lineage: Eukaryota; Metazoa; Arthropoda; Insecta; Coleoptera; Tenebrionidae. The record is from RefSeq and is a predicted model, not a curated record. The transcript is spliced from 3 exons. Bases 137 to 1681 code for a protein of 514 amino acids.
UUUUACUUGAAGCGAGUUCGGUCUCUCCAAUUCCAUAACCUCUAUUUUAAACAACACUGAAGAGUAAAUAUAAUGUAGUCAGUCGUAAACUCCACUCAGACAAAUUAACACCACCUUGUGAUAUUUAAGCUUAAAAAUGAAAUUAAUGGUUAUACUUUUAUUAAUAAUUGUGAUCAAAACCGGAAACUGUGCAAGAAUUUUAGGAAUAUUUCCGCUUCCUGCAAGAAGUCACUACAUACUAGGAAGUAGCCUUAUGAGAGGUCUAGCAGAAAAAGGGCACGAUGUCACUGUGAUUAGUCCAUUUGGUGAAACAACACCCUGUAAAAAUGGGUCCUAUAAAGACAUAAUUCUCACCGAUUUUAUUAAAGUUAAUGAUAAAAAACAUUUUGAUUUAUUUGAAAUUGACAAAAUGGAUUUUGUCACUUAUGGCCUUAUGAUGAACUACCUCGGAAACGACAAUGUGGAAAAAACAUUAAGCCACCCCAAUGUCCAAAAAUUACUAAAAUCAAACGAAAAAUUUGACAUCGUAAUUGUGGAACAGUUCGUCAAUGACGCCCUGAAAGCUUUCUCUUAUUACUACAAAGCCCCACUUGUCCUAUUUGUAACAUUCAGUUCGAACGCUUGGAUCAAUCCCUUAGUUGCUAAUCCGGCACCGCCUUCGUAUAUCCCAGAACAAAAAAUUGAUUUUGAUCACAAAAACUUUUUCCACCGUCUGAAAAACAACAUAAUUUAUGUCUUCGGAGAACUGAACCGAAAUUUGCUUUUCUUUCCGGCACAAAAUAAAAUCAUGAAAAAAUAUUUUCCCGAUGCUCCAGACUUAGACAACAUACUCUACAAUGCUUCUUUAGUGUUGCUAAAUUCACACAUUAGUACCAACAAAGCGGUACCCAGAGUACCCAGCAUGAUUGACAUCGGCGGCUUUCACCUCAAGCCUCCCAAAAAACUGCCUCAAGGCCUCCAAGAAUUUUUAGAUAAUGCCAAAGAAGGUGUGGUUUACUUCAGCAUGGGAUCAGCCCUUCAAAGUGUUAAUCUUCCAAUCGAGAAACGUGAAGCUUUACUUAAAGUGUUUUCACGACUCAAAGAAAAAGUUUUGUGGAAAUGGGAAGAUGAUGUUUUGCCGGGACAACCCUCUAAUGUUAAAUUGGAGAAGUGGUUACCCCAACAGGACAUUUUAGCCCAUCCAAAUAUUAAAGCUUUUAUAACUCAUGGUGGUCUUUUGAGUUUGAUUGAAAGUGUGUACCAUGGAGUACCAAUUUUGGCAAUUCCAGUUUUUGGGGAUCAAGUCACAAAUGCAAUGGAAGCGACAUGGAAUGGUUGUGGUCGAUAUAUUUUAUACAGUGAACUAAACGAGAAAAAAUUAGAAGAGUCUCUUAAAGACAUUUUGGGCAAUUCUAAAUAUCGGGAAAAUAUGCAAAGACGGUCAAAAAUAAUGCACGAUCGUCAGAAUAAACCAAUAGAUGAUGCCGAUUAUUGGAUACAGUAUGUGAUACGUCAUCGAGGGGCAACACAUUUAAGAGUGGCAGGAUUGGAUCUUCCUUGGUAUCAGUAUCUGUCGCUUGAUGUUUAUCUUUUUAUUUGUUCUGUUACGUUCUUAGUUUUUUAUGUAAUUUAUAAUUCUAUUAAGUUUUUAAUUUCAUUCUUUAGGAAAAAUGAGAGUAAAGAAAAAGUUAAAAAACAUUAGUACAACAAUAUUGUAUUAACUACUAAGCAAAGUGAAAUAACAUGAUUAGAUUUUGUUUUUGUAAUUAUUUUAUUGUGAUUUCUCUGUUAAGUAACAAAAAUAGAAAAUUGAAAGUCA